AUGGAACUGAUUAGAGUAUUACACUUUUCUGUUGCAUUUUUCUUCUUGUUCUUUUCUAUUAACUGUCAAUGUCAUCCUUUAGACCCUCUUAAUCCUGAUGAAAUAAACCAAAUUAGAGUCAUUAUCCAAAAGUCUCACCUUGGUUCUCUUUCCAAUGUAACAUUUCAUUUUGUAGACCUUGAUGAACCAGAAAAGAAUGAUGUCCUUCAUUGGCUUUCCUUGCAUAAAUCAAACAAUGCCUCUUUUCCUUAUCGUCGAGCCAGGGUAGUAGUUCGCGCUAAUGGAGAGUCACAUGAAAUUACAUUAGACUUGGCUAGUAGCUCUAUCAUAUCACAAAAGUUGUACUCAGGUCAUGGCUUUCCUUCUAUUACUCUCAAUGAACUUAUACAAUCCAGCAUCCUGACUUUGAGUAGUCCUAAGUUUCAAGAUUCGAUAUCACGAAGGGGCUUGAAUAUAUCUGAAGUCAGCUGCAUACCACUAUCAGUUGGAUGGUUUGGUCAGAUAAAGACUAGAAGAGUUCUUAGUGUUCCAUGUUUUUAUCGCGGAGGGACUAGUAACUUUUGGGCAAGGCCUAUUGAAGGAAUAACUACACUAGUAGAUGUUGAAUCAAUGAAGAUCAUUAAGUAUUUGGAUAGAUUCAGGGCCCCCUUGCCUGAAGCAAAAGAUGCUGAUUUCAAUUCGUCGAGCCAGGGAUCAGUCACUUGCAAUGAAACAGAAUCCUCCAGGAUAAACAUCCAAGGUCAUGAAGUCAGAUGGGCUAAUUGGAAAUUUCAUGUUGGAUUCAAUACUAGAGCAGGGAUGAUCAUAUCUACAGCUUCUAUAUUCGAUGCUGUAAGAAAUGAAUAUCGACGUGUGCUCUAUAGAGGUCAUGUCUCUGAGAUAUUCGUGCCUUACAUGGAUCCUACGUUUGAAUGGUACUACAGGACAUUCAUGGAUGUUGGUGAAUUUGGUUUUGGGAGAUCGGCUAGUACCCUUGUCCAGUUGUUGGACUGUCCAAACAAUGCAGUGUAUAUGGAUGGUUACAUGGCUGAUUCAGAAGGACAAGUAGUACAAGUUCCUCGAGCUAUUUGCAUUUUUGAACGAUAUGCUGGCGAUGCUGCAUGGAGGCAUACAGAAAUCGGAGUACCUGGAACUUUAAACACCAAGGGACAGAAAGAAGUUAAUUUGGUGAUCAGAAUGGUAGCAACAGUCGGAAAUUAUGACUAUAUACUUGAUUGGGAGUUCAAACAAAGUGGAUCCAUUAAAGUUGGAGCAAGUCUAACAGGGGUUAUGGAGAUGAAGGCUGUGAAAUACACGAACAACAAUCAAAUAAAUCAGGAUGUUUACGGGACCCUAGUGGCAGAAAACAUAAUUGCAGUGAAUCAUGAUCAUUUCCUUACCUACCACAUUGAUCUUGAUAUUGAUGGCAGUAAAAAUUCAUUCUUGAAAGCCAAACUGAAAACUACAAGAGUGAAAGACCAGAAAAUGUCACCAAGGAAGAGUUAUUGGAGUGUUGUUAAAGAAACUAUGAAAACAGAAUCUGAAGGCAGGACACAACUUGGGAUUGAACCAGCUGAAUUGUGGUUUGUUAAUGCUGAAAAAAAGACUAAAGUUGGAAAUGAUGUAGGUUAUAAGCUAAUUCCUAGUAGAACAUCUAUGUCUUUGUUAUCAGAUGAUGAUUACCCUCAAAUUAGAGCAGCUUAUACUAAGUAUCAACUGUGGGUGACUCCUUACAACAAAUCAGAAAGAUGGGCUGCAGGAUUUUAUGCUGAUAGAAGUCAUGGUGAUGAUGGCCUUACAGUCUGGAGUGGCAGGAAUAGAUCAAUUGAAAAGAAGGAUAUUGUGCUAUGGUACACACUUGGAUUUCAUCAUAUACCUUGCCAAGAAGAUUAUCCUAUAAUGCCAACAAUCUAUGAUGCUUUUGAGCUCCGGCCAACAAAUUUCUUUGAAAGAAACCCAUUGGGUAGAAAAACUACAAAUAUUGUCCCUCUUGGUUCCAAUAUCACAGCUGGAAGUGAAUCUUCAUAUUGGCUUUCAUCCUCUGGAGAUUUUGCUUUUGGUUUCUACCGUCUUAACAGUACUGGACUCUUCCUUGUUGGGAUAUGGUUUGAUAAAAUCCCUGAGAAAACUCUCGUUUGGUCAGUCAAUCGCGAUGAUCCAGUUCGUGCUGGAUCAAAGGUUAAUCUAACGUUGAGUGGACGCCUUGUGUUGGCAGAAUCUAAUGGGAGAGAGUUUGUUUUGUACAAUGGCACAAGCACAAGUCAUGCUACUAUGCAAGAUGAUGGAAAUUUUGUCCUGAAAAAUUCAUCCUCAGGAGCCUUGUGGGAAAGCUUUGAUUUCCCAACAGAUACAAUUCUUCCAGGUCAAGUUCUUGUUAUGGGGCAGAAGCUGUUUUCCAGUGCCAAUGGAACAGUAGAUUACUCGACGGGGAAAUAUAGAUUAGAGAUGCAGAUGGAUGGGAAUGUGGUGUUGUCUGCAUAUAGAACUACUGAUUUUGGUUACUUUGAUUUUCAAACUAUAAACAGUAAGACUGUAAGACUGGUCUUCGAAAACACCAGUGAUACUUUGUUCAUUACAAAUGGAAGCACAAUCAUAUACAACAUGACAGCGAACUUGCCUGAUUCAGUUCGAGAUUAUUACCACAGAGCUAUGAUCACUAAUAAGGGAGAUUUCCAACAGCUCUUCCGUAGCAAAGUAAAUGGGAGUGGUUGGGAUGUUGCGUGGCAAGCUAUAACGAAACCUUGUACUGUGAAUAACAUUUGUGGUGUAUAUGGCUUUUGCCAAUCACCUGACAAUAAGGAAAUCAAUUGUAGUUGCUUGCCAGGCUAUUCUCCAAGGGAUCAGUACACUCCAUCUAAAGGAUGUUAUCCAAAUGUGAUGAGAGAUUUCUGUGAUACAAAUUCUUCCCUCUCGGAUGUCGAUGUUCAAAGGAUCUCUAAUGUUGAUUUCCCUAAUAGGGAUUAUGCUGAACUAGGAAGGGUAUUUCAAGCUACAGAGGAGAUUUGCCGGCAGGAAGUGUUGAAUGAUUGUCUUUGUGAGGCAGCUGUGUUUAAAAAUUUAACAUGUUUCAAGAAGAGGAUGCCUAUACAGAAUGCCAGAAGUGUUAUUCCUGAUACAAAUGGCAUGGUUGCAUUCAUUAAGAUUAGCAACUCUUCGAUAACUCGAAACAAAAAGCACAUUAUAUCAAAGACUGUUUUGUUAGCAGGUGUGAUAGUAUGUUCAGUACUUGCUCCACUUUUUGCAGCAAUUGCUAUAUAUUAUCACCCUUUUGUAAAGAAAUACAGACAUGCCAAAAACCCUCCAAAAAGAAAGCCAAUUGAGAUGAAUUUAAGGGCAUUUUCGUUCCAGCAGCUGCACAACGCCACCGAUGGUUUCAAGACCAAAUUAGGCCAAGGAGCUUCUGGUGCUGUUUAUAGCGGAAUUCUCAAGUUAGAAGAUGAAGAAGUUGAAGUUGCUGUGAAGAAAUUAGGAAAUGGAAUUGAACAAGGUGAUGAUAAAGAAUUUUUGGCAGAAGUAAGGGUGAUAGGCCUAACACAUCACAAAAAUCUGGUUCAUUUGUUAGGCUUCUGCAAUGAAAAAAGCAACAGGCUUGUUGUUUAUGAAUUAAUGAAAAAUGGGGCUGUGUCAAAUUUGAUCUUUGGGGAUGGACAAAGACCAAGCUGGAAGCUAAGAAGUGACAUAGUACUUGACAUUGCUAGAGGCCUGUUAUACUUGCAUGAAGAGUGUGAGAAUCAGAUCAUCCAUUGUGACAUUAAGCCACAUAAUGUCCUGCUCGACAAGAACUACACUGCAAAAAUUGCUGAUUUUGGUCUUGCAAAGCUUCUUAUGAAAGAACAGACGCGAACAAACACAAAUUUUAAAGGAACCAUGGGUUAUAUGGCACCAGAAUGGCUAAAAAAUGUGCCCGUAACAACCAAAGUUGACAUCUACAGUUUUGGUGUUUUGCUGCUUGAGAUUAUUUUCUGCAAAAAGCACAUGGACUUGAACCCAAUUGACGAAGCAAAUGAAGAGAUCGAGUUGAUCUUAGUCGAUUGGGUUCUUCAUUGUGUGAGAAACGAGAAGCUGAGAGCUGUUGCUAGUCUUGAUGAAGAAAUUAUGUUACAUUUUCACAAUUUUGAGAGGAUGACUAUGGUUGGACUAUGGUGCUUGUGUCCUGAGCCGAAUCUUCGACCAUCUGCAGCAAAACUUGUUCAGAUGUUGGAAGGAACUAUAGAACUAGGUGUUCCUCCUAUGGUUGAUACAACUAUAUGAGUCAUUUGCUGCAUUAUAUUGUGAUUUUUCCAACAAUUAAGCGUCAUUCUGUUGUAUUUGUCAUUAGACCUGGUUAAAUUUCAAUAUUUCAGUGUUUUUAUCAUA
This is a messenger RNA of Solanum dulcamara, 4335 nucleotides long. Its product is annotated as G-type lectin S-receptor-like serine/threonine-protein kinase LECRK1. The record is from RefSeq and is a predicted model, not a curated record. Gene Ontology annotation, biological process: amine metabolic process; protein phosphorylation; recognition of pollen. Gene Ontology annotation, molecular function: ATP binding; quinone binding; copper ion binding. The transcript is spliced from 6 exons. NCBI's taxonomy places the organism in Eukaryota, Viridiplantae, Streptophyta, Magnoliopsida, Solanales, Solanaceae. The coding region runs from base 1 to 4230 and encodes 1409 amino acids.